AUGAUUCCCGCUAUCCUGUCCAUUGAGGACUGUGCCGACUACAGCAAGACAGUGCAACCCUUCAUCCCCCAGCUCUAUGCUCUGCCUCAGGUGCUCCUCGACAACGGCGCCAACCUCGCCGGCCUCAAGGAGAUUUACAUUCGUACGAACCCGCUCGUCACUGGAUUCUCCGUCUCCAUCCUGCUCGGGGCCGUCUUCCUUGCCGUCUCGGAGCUCAACCGCAACUACUCCCAGGUCGACCGCAUGUGGAGCAUCCUGCCCAACCUCUAUGUCGUUCACUUUGCCGUCUGGGCCCGUAUGGCUGGCCUCCCCUACCACCGCUUGGACCUAGUUGCCAUUGCUACAACUAUUUGGAGUGUUCGUCUGACCUACAACUACUGGCGCAAGGGUGGCUACAAUGUUGGCUCUGAGGACUACAGAUGGUGCAUCAUUUCGAAGCAGGUUCCCAAGCCCAUCUUCUUCCUUUUCAACGUCACCUUCAUCUCCUUUAUCCAGAGUAUCCUGCUCUUUGCCUUCUCCGCCGCCCCCGCCUACACCAUUCUUCUCUCCACGCGUUUUGAGCCCCAGAUCACCACCGCGGACCUGAUGUUCUUUUACGCCGAGCUCGCCCUGGUUCUGAGCGAGUGGUUCAGUGACGGCCAACAGUGGGACUACCACCAGGCCAAGCACUCGUACCUCGAGACGGCCAAGGUCCCCAAGGGCUGGUACCAGGAGGAACUUGACCGCGGCUUCCUCACCAGUGGCCUGUGGGCAUACAGCAGACAUCCCAACUUCUUUGCUGAGCAGGCCAUAUGGUUCGUCCUCUACCAGUGGAGCUGCUACGCCACCAAUACCCUCUACAGCUGGGCUGGGGUUGGCUCCUUUGCGUUGAUUGCCCUCUUCCAGGGUUCUACCUGGCUGACGGAGCUCAUCUCCGCUGGCAAAUACCCCGAGUACACCCACUACCAGAAGCAGGUCAGCAUGUUUCUCCCCACCUCGUUCAAAGGCUACACGCGGCCCGCCCCCAAAGUGAUCCGCACCAGCGAGCUCGCCAAGGCCCAGGAGGAGAAGGAAAAACAGAAGAAGUAG
Akanthomyces muscarius is the source of this 1068-nucleotide messenger RNA. RefSeq lists its product as uncharacterized. The record is from RefSeq and is a predicted model, not a curated record. Gene Ontology annotation, cellular component: membrane. Bases 1 to 1068 code for a protein of 355 amino acids. NCBI's taxonomy places the organism in Eukaryota, Fungi, Ascomycota, Sordariomycetes, Hypocreales, Cordycipitaceae. The transcript has 4 exons.